UAAGGCAACAGCUGACGCGAUCAGCUGACAUCAGAAACGUCAAACGCAUAUGUACACUGCAGAAUUGAUUUAUAAUAGAGAAGGAGGAUUUAAAAAGUAUCUGUGGAACUUUUUGAAGUGGCAUUUUAGAAUUUGUCUUGUCUUGAGAAAAGCAGGACAGAAAAGUAUAAAAUAGUGUUGCAUUUUUAUAAGGUUAGAUAAAGAAUACAUAAAAUCGUGUCAUAAGUAAACAUUGCCUUUUCGGAUUGAAUUUAAUCGCAUUGGCGAAAAUGAAUCACGUGGAGAUCGAGGAUUUCUAUCACCACGAUUUCACCACUGUUUCCGAAUGGGAGGUGUUUAUCGCGCGGCUUGAGGAGAUCAUGCACGAAUGGAAGCUGUCCCACGCAAAAAUCGCGAGUCCCCUCAAAUCGGGGGACUUUCUCAAUUGUCAAUGGCACGAGACUUCGGAGAAAAUAAAUUUCGCAGAUGUAGAAUUUUUGCUGAAACAUUAUAAGUUAAAGAAGGAAGAUGAAGAGGAGGAUGUGACAAAUCCUCAGGAGGAGAGUGAAGAAGAAUGGAUACAAUGUCAAAAAGAUGCAUUGGACAUAUCCAACGAUUUUGUGAGACUCAAUGAUAAUUGCAUGGAAAUAGUUCGCUAUUAUGGUGUUCGAGAAUUCCUCGUUUUAAUACCAGCUCGAAAAGCAAGUUUAACAGAUGAGACACGGAUAAAAAUUCUCCUCAGUUCAUUAACAAUUGCAACUAACAAUGCAAAUUGCUACAUUCCUGCAUUGGUGCAGGUACAAGAACUUUGGCAGAAAAUGUAUCUUGGAUGCUGUGCUGGUAAAGGAACUUGUGUGAAUCUCGAUAUGGUACAUUUAAAAAAGGUUCCGCCACAUUGCAAAUACCUCACUGGUUUACUUGCUCUUUUCAAGCAGAAGAUAGGAGAAGGUUGUGGGGUAAAACUUGAUUCCAUAAUGGUGUCAGUUAGGUUUUCCUACUUGUUGAAGGAUUGGACUAAUAGUACAUGGACGCAGGAACCUCCAGAUUUCGAUUUUAUGCAAGGGGAAACGUUAGGCGUUGCUGAAUUGGGUAAACUUCCCUUCGGAGCGACCUUUGAUCCUGUUGGAGAACUCAAUCUAUUCACCACGUGGCCAGAAAUGUCGGAUAAUGUAGUUGUGGAUAGCGAAGGAUAUUCGGAUCUCGAGCCGCAACUCGCUCCCGAGUGGUCGGUGCAAGUAAAAAUGGUAACUUUACCGGCUUGUCUACUCGGCGAGUAUAUGUCGGACUUUCUGCAUUUGUGCAACAACGAGAAAACUAUGGUGGAGUUGCUAGGCGAGAACGCAUCUUACAUCUACGAUGAUCAGAUGCUGAGUUCGGCUUUUAACGUGCUCACCGAAUCUAGAAUACCCACGAUUUCGACGGUCGUGGGCAGGACGAACAUGAAGAAGAAUAAAAAUGUCGAGGGUCCAAUCUCGGAGGAGAUAUUAUUACCUAUACUUUACUUCCUCUUCCCGGACGCGGACGAUACCUCGAAGUUUCCUUACAACGACAUCACUACAUACAAUGUGGAGGACGAUCAGUGGAAAGGCGUGAAGACUUGCACAAUGGACAGCUUAGUAUGGCGUUUGUCGGUGGUCGCGGCGCAUUGCACGCACAAUCUUGGCGGCGCGACCGCACUGGCUCAGCUUUGGCACGAAUUCGUGCAGGAGAUCCGAUUCCGCUGGGAGAGAAGCAUCCUGAUUCCGGGAGUCGGGCCUGGCUUUCCAGAUUCCGUUCGCACGUGCUUGUUACAUCAAAAGUUGCAGAUGAUGAACUGCUGCAUAGCACGGAAGAAAGCAAGGGAGGAGAAUGCGCAUAGAUCUCUGAGCAUGGAGAUUGACGAUGUAGAGGAGACAGAAUCCGAGGAAGAGGAAUUCUUUGAAUGUUCGAGCGAAGAGCUGGCAAACGAAGAGAUUUCGUCAACGAGGAUGCAAUUGAAGGCGAAGCACUUGCUGUGGAACAAGCCCACGGGAAGAUUGGCUAAACAUCCUUCACUCAGGUUGAUUCAAACUGGAGACCCUCUUUAUCUACCAGUCACGCAGGAUCCCGUACCGAAGACGGAAGAUCAACUGGAGGAGGAUGCACAGGUGAUGAUGCAACUCGGUACUGACAAGUAUGCUUCCGAAAUGCGAGCUCGAAUGAUGAGCGCAUCCUUGCUGUCUGACAUGGAAUCCUUCAAGGCGGCAAAUCCUGGCGCAGUAUUGGAGGACUUUAUUCGAUGGUAUUCCCCGAGGGAUUGGAUUGACGAAGAGGGCGUCGACGAAUGGGGACAAGGGAAAGGCCACUUGUCGGCGCGUAUGAUGAUCCCCGAUAAUCCGUGGUCGACGACCUGGGCAUCGGCGCAGCCAGUUCCCGCGCACCGGCAAAAGCGAUUGUUCGACGACACGCGAGAAGCAGAGAAGGCUCUGCAUUAUCUGUGCUCGAAGCGAAUAUGCCAGGUUGCGCAGCUUUUGCUACCGUGUCUGACGCACGCCGCGCUCCACACUCUGAGCUCGCAAAAGCAAGAAGCUCUUCCGAGUUUGCCUGAUGUAGCGCAGAGCAUACUUAAUAAGCUCCAAUUUGCGACGAAACCAAUUCAUCAGAAACUACAAUUGUACGAGGAAAUCACGCGCGACGUCGAGAGUGUGGAGGCGCUAGUCGCACAGGUGAAUUCGCUGCAGCACAAAUUAGGCGGGAAAGACUCUAAAGAAUUUACAUCCUUCUUAAUUCAACUGAUGCGAGGAAAGGAAGUGAGCGUACCCGGUGGUUCCAGGGGAGACAUCGGAGCCCGAAUAACGACAAUGUUCCGCGACGCUCAGAAGGCCGCUCACAUGAUGACAUCCCUCAGCAAUACCAACGACGCAACGAAUGCCGCAAGAGACGGCCGGCAUAAAACGUUUCCCGAGCCGUCGUGCAAGGAGUUUAUUUUACGGGCGAUAAUGCCACGGCCUUCGCCAGCCUCCACGCCGCAACCGCAGCGACUUUACGCCUGUCUUAAACGAGAUCACAUUCGUUUGGCCGGAUUCUUCUCCGAAGAUUCGACAUUUCUGUAAUGUCGGCAAGAAUUCGCCGUUGUGGUAUUUAUUCAAUUGUUCGCAAUGUCAUGUCUGGGGCGACUAGAAGUGAUAACGAAUCAUGCAUCACUUUAUUUCUUCAAUAUAUCAGAUGGCUUUCGAUUUCAUUUCCGUCGAAGAAACAAGCACAAGAAAUUGUGUGCAUAUGACGUGCGAUAUUUUGUUAGUCAUACGGAUUGUUAUUAGUUCGUUCCUACGCAUAUUGUGAAUAGAUAUUUUUUAUGAAAAAUAUUUAUCUAGAUUUAGGAAUUAAAUAUGAAAUUAUAAUUUUCUCACUGAAGGUUGUAUAUACAAAACAUACCGUAUUUAGUUAUGUUAUGGAAUGGACGGUGGAUCCAACAAAAAUAUCCUCUUCUCUAGUUUAGGCGGUGCGGACAGAAAGUCCCGCACAAUGUGAUCGAUCUCCUCCAGUGCUAACUGAGCGUGAAGCCGUAAUACGGGAUCGUCGUCAUUGUCACGCAAAUGCUUCAAUCCGCGAUACAAGUCAAGUAGAUCGCUACCGAGACUGUUCAACGUGUCCCUGCCGAGGCCGCGAAAUAGAAGCGUAGCUACCAGCACAGCGGCACGUCGACAUUCGGGCGUUUUGUCCGAUUUUAUUAUGCACGCGAUGCAAUAAAGAAUCUAAAGGCGUUAAAAUCAAGUUUGCAGAAAGUCCGAUACUCUGUUUUCGGAACUUUUCAUAUAUACAUACCUCGACAAGAAGAUUUCCUAAUCGAAAGUUCAACACCUUGCAAAGUUCUCCCAAGCAAGAGAGACUGGAGGCUCGUACUAAGGGAUCUGUGUCACGCGUUGCACACAAAAAGCCAUUUACUAGUGCAUUCUUAUGAACUACGCUCAUUUCACCUGUAAAAUAUCACGUUUUAAUUGUCUAAUUUUUGCUCGAAACUUAUGGCAGAAAUUGUUAAUUGCACUCUAUUUUAUCGUGUCCUGCAUUUCCGUUUAAAUAACGAAUAUAUAUAUUAAAUAAUUUGUUAACGUGAUAUAUUUUAUA
Messenger RNA from Nylanderia fulva, 4062 nucleotides. RefSeq names its product RAB3 GTPase activating protein subunit 1 (gene Rab3GAP1). The record is from RefSeq and is a predicted model, not a curated record. NCBI's taxonomy places the organism in Eukaryota, Metazoa, Arthropoda, Insecta, Hymenoptera, Formicidae. Gene Ontology annotation, molecular function: GTPase activator activity. Gene Ontology annotation, biological process: positive regulation of GTPase activity.